AGUCAGUACAACAUACAUCGCAAACGGUAACGGUUGCAUGCAGCGCGCGCGAUCGCCAGCGUCAUUUAAAUUCAAACUGCGAUCUUUAUUCAAUGAACUUGCUCGUAUAUAAUGACUUUUAAUGUGUUUGGUAAACAACAAUGUUCAUGGAUCAUACUGACGAGGUUCCCGGCCAUACGGACGACGGGUUCGGGAGACCAGUAGAGUCUAUUAUGAGAUGUGAGGACUUCAAGAGCAACUUCGCGAGGAGGCUGUCGAACCGCUACUCCUCGAGAUCAACGAUCACCACCAAGAGGCAGAACUCGGUUAAAGCGCAACAGCGCAUCAACACCAAAGAAGCUGUCGAAAAUGCUCCAGAAAGAAUUGAGCGGUUUUCUCAACUUUCCAAAAUCAGAACAACGGAGCAAAAUGGCGAAGUUGUGAUGGCUCCGGACAAACCGAUGAAGAAUUAUAACAUACGAGACACAGAAGUAACUGCUUUGAACAUGGCUAUCGACACCUUGAGAUGGCAAUUAACACAGACAGAAGCGAACAGACAAAUGCACAUAGCUUUACUUAAGCAGGUGGUGACUUUUUUGAGCAGAGUUAAGGAACAUAUAGAGUGCCAGAGUCCUGAGACGACACCAAGCCCAGAGGAGGUGCCACAUAGAGAUGCAUCACCAUGCCACAGUGUCGUCGACUUGCCACGAUCCCGAUCCGUCUUGCAUGUUAACAAACAUGAGUAUUCCUUAACUACUGGCAAAAGGUUAAGCGCGAGGAAAAUGAGUAAAUCCAUUAACAACGUUAAUGGUUACAAAGAUUGCAACGGAACCUGGAAUCAAUCAAAACUAUCUUUGUCAUCCGACACGGAUAGUUCUCAAAAGCUUACUGAAGAAAUAACUAGACUGAUCACUCUUGCCAAUACUGUACUCAGUACCAAAAUACCCGAUCUCUCUUGUAAUUGCAACGAUAAUAAUGACACGAUAAAGAGUGAUGUUGUGUCUAAUGGAACUCUUGAACAUAACGAAUCGAAUUCAUCUUUAAAUCUUAUAGACGAGGACACGACUAAUGCAUUUAUCCUCAACACAAUUUACGACAGCGAGGACGCUUUCAAUGGACUUACGGACAAGUUUGAUGAUGUUAAAGAUGUCCCUCUAACAGAUUUCAUUGUUUCAUCGUCUCCACUCUCUUGUGGUUUGGAAAAUGACUUUGCUGGUAUUACAGUCACUCAACAAGAUGAAAAUAUCAAAACACAGACGGAAACAAAAUCUAGAAAAACUGAUAAGAGAAGCGUUUAUAACCACACCCCGCAUUACAUUGAAGAUGAAAGUGGAUUUUCUUCAAUGAGUUCGUUUCAAGAGAUAGGUAUUCCUAUAAUAAGUAUCAUACCACCGUCGCCUUGCAAGGAGGUAGGUUACAUUGAGGAGCUCACCGACAUUUUGGAUGGAGCCGAAAAGUGGAAGAGCGAUACGAUGGACCUCGAUAAGCAAACUGUGAAAGUAUUUUGGGUUUAAUUAUGUUUGCCAAUGUACAAAUUCGUGCCUGACUGCGUCUGAACGACGGUUAAAUUAUUUUUGCCAGUAUUUACUGUACCUAGUGCACAAAUGACUUAACAUAGAUUUCACACGUCGAUAGUGUAUUUUUGUUGCCUUCUGUUGUCAGGAAGUGCCUGAACUAUAUUGCCGAGAUUUUUGUUUACUUUGUGGUCGUAAAACUUUAAUUUUAAUAAAUAAUACAUUGAUACACUUA
This is a messenger RNA of Helicoverpa zea (corn earworm), 1728 nucleotides long. RefSeq lists its product as uncharacterized. The record is from RefSeq and is a predicted model, not a curated record. The coding region runs from base 141 to 1493 and encodes 450 amino acids. NCBI's taxonomy places the organism in Eukaryota, Metazoa, Arthropoda, Insecta, Lepidoptera, Noctuidae. The transcript has 4 exons.